AUGAAGCUGCAGUCGAUCGCGUCGCUCACCGACCGACUCGCAACCACCCAGAGCGCCGUGACCGCCUGUGAGACCGCGUCGGAUCUUCAUAUGGAAGAAAUCAAAGAUCUCACGGCCAAAGUCAAGCGGGCCGAUGAGUUGGCCCAAAUGGCCGAGACGAAGCUCUUGGAAGAGGCGCGUACAUGUGUGAAGGCUCAGCAAGCACUCACCGAGUACAAACGACAGCACAUUGCAGCUCUCGCACAGGAAGUUGAGAGACGUGAGAGCGUGGAAAAAGAGGUCAGCGUUCACAAGGCCGCGCAGGCUACCAUGUCAGCCGAGCUGCGCGAGCACCAAGAAGCCGUCGAUCUGCUGAAGUCAGAACUCGCAAGAGAGAUUGCACGUGGCCUCUCUCUGCAACAAGAUGUCAUUAAAUAUCGCGACGACGUCGGCGAGAUGCUAGCCUCCUACGAGCAUCUUAAAGACGAGCACAAGGCGUUAAACUACCUAGCAGCGCGCAGCAACGACCUUGGCGAGAUGCGUCCAGAGCUCAAAGCUGCGCUUGCCAAGGCCCGCUCCGUCAUUCGCGUGCCUGAAGACGUCGCUGCCGCUGUUGCUCAAGGCAAGAACGCGCUACUACAGUCACACGAAAACAUUCGCUCCAACGUCGCGCCGAUCGUCGGUGACUCGCAUGCGACAUCUGCAACCGUCGUCGUCGUUGGCGUGCUCAUGGCACCACCUAUAUACGUCGUCGCGAUUUUUGUCCGCAGCCUCCAGCGUCGCAUCCAAGCGCAACACGUCGUCCUUGUCCUCAAUUUCCUCGCCAUGUGCUUCUUUGGGGCUGUUGGUGCGUCGUCCGUCGUGCUUGAUACGGACGUUUUUCGCAGUCUCCAGACGAGCAGCCCCAGCGGCUACAUCCUCUUGCAGCUCCUAAUGCUUGGAUUCUUCCUUGUGCACUCUGGCACAAGUGUCCUCUUCCUCUUUUGCGCAGCACCGAUCAAGGUUCAAGUUGCGGGUGCCGUGCACGUCUUGGUCUCCCUGGGUGUCGUCGUGCACUAUUAUGAGCACAUUUGGGCCAAGGCAAUGCUGGAUAUGGACCACCCGGUGCACGCUGGUACAUUCUUUGCCUACGCCUUUGUGUACCUCCUUGGUCUCGGACCAGCACUUCUUGCUGCGGCUUACGAGAAGGUGCGCGACGCCAAGCGGUCCUAG
Molecule: messenger RNA, 1191 nt
Organism: Saprolegnia parasitica CBS 223.65
Lineage: Eukaryota; Oomycota; Saprolegniomycetes; Saprolegniales; Saprolegniaceae
Exons: 5
Coding region: 1-1191 (396 amino acids)
Source: RefSeq, a predicted model, not a curated record